AUGCUUCUUCACUGACAUGAAAACCCAGUAUAUUUAUAUAUUUACUCCAUCUACCAUCACCAUGUUAGGUUAAAUUUAUUAAAUUUCUCACUGCCACUUUCAUUUAUUGAAUUCAAGAAAAUAACUCAAAUUUAAUAAGUUAAACGAACCCAUCUGCUAUAUACUUGUAAUUCAUUCAUUCUAAUACAUAGUACACUAUAAAUAUAUUGUGACAUUUUCGCUUCCUCCUAAAACUCCAAUUUUAAGUGAUGGAGGGUGAGAGAAUUUUUAUUGCGCAACCCCUUUUGGAAAAUGAUUUCUCUGGCGAUGUCAAAUGUGUAAAAGAAGGCGACGCUUCUUUUUCCAAGACUCUCUUCAAUGGCCUCAAUGCCCUUUCAGGAGUCGGGAUACUGUCAGUACCUUAUGCUCUAGCAUCAGGUGGCUGGUUGAGCCUGGUGUUACUUUUUGCCAUUGCCAUGGCAGCGUUCUAUGCCGGCUUGCUCAUUAAGCGGUGCAUGGAAACGGAUCCAAGUAUAACAAAUUUCCCUGACAUGGGAGAACGUGCAUUUGGGAAUAUUGGGAGAACAGUUGUAUCAGUGUUUAUGUGUGCAGAGUUGUAUUUGGUCGUAACAGGUUUCUUGAUCGUGGAAGGGGACAAUCUACAUAACCUUUUCCCAGAAAUGAAGUUCCAAGCCUGUGGUCUUGAACUUGGAGGAAAACAAAGUUUUGUGAUGAUUGUUGCACUUCUUAUUACUCCGUCUGUUUGGUUAAGUAACUUGAAUAUCCUUUCUUACAUCUCCGCUACUGGUGUUCUAGCUUCUGUUGUGAUAAUUGCAUCUGUUUUAUGGGUUGGUGCCUUUGAUGGGAUUGGAUUUCACAGCAAAGGGGAAUUUGUGAAUUGGUCAGGGAUCCCCACGGCUGUUAGCUUGUAUGGCUUUUGUUAUUGUGCUCAUCCUAUUUUCCCUCCCCUUUACAACUCCAUGAAGAAUAAACGCAACUUCUCAAAGGUACUACUACUAUGUUUCGUCUGCAUGACCAUCAGUUAUGCUUCCAUCGCAAUAUUUGGCUAUCUGAUGUUCGGUUCAAAAUUAGAUCCAGAAAUAACUCUGAACCUUCCUAUUCACAAACUAAGCUCAAGAGUCGCAAUAUAUACCACAUUGGUAAGUCCACUUUCCAAAUAUGCAUUAAUGUUAGAACCAGUUGCAAGUGCAACUGAGAGUUGGUUUCCGACUUACCACAAGAAAAGGUCCUUCCGAAUAUUUAUCCGAACAGCUCUGGUUGCGACUCAGGUCAUUAUAGCACUAGUUGUUCCUUUCUUUGGGCAUCUUAUAUCUUUGGUUGGAGCAUUUUUAAGCGUCACUGCGUCUAUUACACUUCCAUGCUUGUGCUUCUUGAAGAUUUCAGGCGCUAAUCUAGGCAAUGAGCAGGUACUUGUCAUAGGCGUUAUAGUGUUCAGUAUAUUGAUCGCAAUAUUUGGUACCUAUACCUCUUUGGUACAACUUAUACAUGGAACUGUUUUGCAGUAUUAACUUCCUUAUUUCAGAUUGUAUCAACUUCUCAAUGAAAAUAUUAUCUGUGUAUGUGUUGUUUCUGUAAA
Molecule: messenger RNA, 1576 nt
Organism: Beta vulgaris subsp. vulgaris (sugar beet)
Lineage: Eukaryota; Viridiplantae; Streptophyta; Magnoliopsida; Caryophyllales; Amaranthaceae
Product: amino acid transporter AVT1I
Exons: 3
Coding region: 249-1508 (419 amino acids)
Cellular component (GO): plasma membrane
Source: RefSeq, a predicted model, not a curated record